Molecule: messenger RNA, 3136 nt
Organism: Pristis pectinata (smalltooth sawfish)
Lineage: Eukaryota; Metazoa; Chordata; Chondrichthyes; Rhinopristiformes; Pristidae
Product: ras-related protein Rab-7L1-like
Exons: 6
Coding region: 235-900 (221 amino acids)
Biological process (GO): vesicle-mediated transport
Cellular component (GO): trans-Golgi network; Golgi apparatus; vesicle
Molecular function (GO): GTPase activity; GTP binding
Source: RefSeq, a predicted model, not a curated record
GGACCGGGCGCCUUCCUCGCUCAGUGUGAGGCGGCCGGCGGCGGCGGGGACCGGGACCGGGACCGGGCCGGGGACAGGGACAGGGACGCCGCUGGCGCUGAGGCGGCCGGCGCAAGUCACCAACCGUCCUCAGUGAGCUUCCCUCGACAGCCAGGCAGCCAGCACGCCCUUCCUCCUCCAACUACCUUGCUCCUCAGUGAACCUGAACCUCUGUUAGUCCCCAUCCAACCCACCAUGGCUAAGGACUACCUGUUCAAGGUGCUCGUCAUUGGUGACAGUGCAGUGGGCAAAACCUCCUUAGUGCACCGUUACACUAAUGACAGCUUCAGCAAGCAUUACAAGUCCACUGUGGGAGUGGACUUUGCUUUGAAAAUUUUACAGUGGUCUGACACAGAGACUGUUCGGCUACAGCUUUGGGAUAUAGCAGGCCAAGAACGAUUUACGUCCAUGACCAGGUUAUAUUACAGAGAUGCAGGAGCAUGCGUCAUCAUGUUUGAUGUGACAGAUGUAACAACUUUCCACAGUUGCCUCAAGUGGAAGCGUGAUUUAGACAGCAAAGUUGCUCUGGUGGACGGAAGCCCUGUGCCAUGUAUUCUCUUGGCAAACAAGUGUGACUUAUCAGAAUGGGCAAUCACCAGAAAUGACAUUGAUGUCUUUAGUAAAGAGAACCAUUUUGUUGGUUGGAUUGAAACCUCUGUGAAAGAAAACAAGAAUGUUGCUCAAGCCAUGAGUGUAUUAGUGGAGUGUUUGAUGUCGAAGUCUUGUUUGGGAACUCCGACCCAAAGCCAAGGGGAUUAUAUUGAACUUAAGAAUACGCCAAACAGUGAAAAAACAUUGGAAUUCAGGAUGCUGCUGAAAAAUCAAUCCACGGUACACCAAGGAAAUUUAUGCUAUCUGUAAGACUUCUAAUGAUUAGUUUUUGUUAUCAAAGGAGUUCUGAACAUUGAAAUGACAUGAAAAUUAAUGCCGACUAGUUGAAUUAUUGAAUUUGUGAUGUGAGUUUUAGGUUGGUUAGUGGACGAAUUCUACCAGAGGUUCCGCUCAAGUAUUCCAAUUGACAUUGCUUCUAAUGCAAAAUUUGAUUUAAUCCUUGUUUUCACCACAGGCAGGCAUGAGCAAAGGCACUGAUUCAAACAAGUUGUAGCUUACAAAAUCAAGUAAACAGCCUUCAGUAUUAUACAUGAAUUGAUAUGAAUAGCAUGAAUUGAUUGUGUUGGAAGUUUUUAUUUACGGUUUGAACUUCUGCCUUUGGUGAUUGAUCCAGGUUCAGGAAGAAAACAAACUACUCAAAGGAUUUGUUUCAAUGUGAUGAGCUAUUCACUUUAUGUAAAUCUAUAUAAUACAAUACCUCUGAAUUUUUGUACAAAGCAAAUGAAGAUUCUGUAUUAUAUUCAUUUCCUAUUGUACAUAUUAUAUUGAGCGCUACUAGACUUUCACAUGUUAAGUUAAAUAAAAUAAGAUAAGAUAUUGCAGAUGUACAUCCACAGGGGGAACAAACUUGAUGGGAGGCUAUAAGCUGCUUGAUUAAAAUUUUAUUGCUAGUUUUUAUUACCACAGUGUAAUGAGGCAAUAAAUCAUUUAAUUGAGUCCAGUUUUCAAUCAGCCAAUAGUGGUUAGAAAACUGUUUUCCUUUAUGUGAUGAAUCUGGUAAAAUCCCACAGUGAGUCACUUUCAAAUCUGUUUACUUUUUAUUAGAUGUUUGUUUAUUGUUGAACUUGAUUCAUUUUUGUAUAGUAAAAAUUGCAGGUGCUGCUUCAAGCAAGGAGCAUCUCAAUCCAGUCGUGAUGGCAGCUUAUUUUUAGUCUUUGCACUUCAUGUGGUUUUUCAGUAGUUUAGAGAGUGAGUGACUAAUUGUACUUGUGUUGUAAUCUGUGGCAAUUCAAAUAUCAUCUGUAUAAAUAGCACUGAAAUUCCUCUGUCAUAAUUCCAAAGGGUGAAUAUUGAUUGGGAAUUUCAGAAAAUCUGCAAAAUCUUGAAUUCUUCAGUCUGAAUAUUAAAACAAAAUCCAGCUGUAUGAGAGUAAUUUGGUAUUAGUGAAUUGUGAAAAUUCAACACUAAUGUUUUUUGUAAUGUCUUUUAUUCUCCCAUUUAGUUCUUUUGAACGAUAUUUUCUUGUAAUUUUGUUUUCUGGGAUGACCUACACUGCAAUGCUUAGGAUUGUUUAUUUUAAUUUGUGAUCUUUGAAGUGCUUCCUUGCAUGCACAGGUCAUUCAGCCAAGAUGUGUAUAAUUCUCUUUGAGCCUUUCCACUCCCCCUUCCCAAAUUUCACUGUCCUCUGGCAGAGAGUUGAUACCAAAACAAAAGUUGUACCUGUGCAUUGUACUUUUACAGUCUCCAGAACUCCGCAGUAUUUUUUUGUGUGAGCUUUGACAUCAGGGAAUUAUUUUUGUAAUCAAAGGAACACGAGACAUUCUGUAGAAUUAUUUGCAAUUUCUCAGUGAAAUAUUGCUGCAAAAUGAAUCCUUGCAAAAGGAUCCAAAUCCAACGGAUGUAAUGGUGAUAACAUGAAAAUUGUUUGGGUGACAAAAUAGUAACUCAUGGAUUGUAAACUACUGGUUGGUUUGGAGCAAUGAUUCACCUGAAAAAGUAAAAUAGUAAUAUAUAUAAAAAUUUAGUGUGGAAAAAAAAAUUGUGGUCACACUGUAGCAUUACCUUUUUCUGGAAUGCACUUACAAUGGUGUUAUGCAUGCAGAGUAGUAUUUGCCUUGCAGAUCAUAGAGCAUUGCAGUUUUGAUUAUGGUCACCUUGUGUGAUUUGAUCAUGAAUGUAACUCUCAUCCUCUUCUCUUGCUCCCCCCCACCCCCACCCCACCACGUGUGCACACAUACCCCAGCUUUGUAAAACUGUAGAUAAAAUUUUAUUCAGGCUAUCCCCUCUCAUCAUGAACUCUGUUAACGUAAUGACUAAUGAUAGUUGCAAGGUAAUAGCACAGCUCAGGACUUUGACAGCAAUGAAAUCCUAUGGCAUGGACACUGCUUGUAUUUAUGAUAAAGAAUUUAAUCAUGUUGUCUUCCUCCUAAUUUUGAUGAUGAUAUGAAUUUAAAGCAAAUUUCAUGUCAAAUAUCUGUAGCAAUUUUAUAUUGUAUGUGACAAAUACAUGUAAUGUAUAAAAAUAAAGAUUUAUUUUAAAUAUUCU